AGACCUGCACCCUGCAGCGUCAGUCAGUCGCUGGCAGCUUGGCGCUCUUUUCCUUUUCCGCGUGCAAGCGCGUCGGGCUGACAAUAAAUACUGCUAGUUUCGUGGGCAAUAGGCAGCAUUACAUUGUUACGAUGACAAGUACUGACGAUAUGGACCUCGACAAGGAGCGUCGCGAGCGCAUGGCGAAGAACCAGGCCAUGCUCGCCGAGCUGGGCGUGAAGCAGGCCAUGGUCGCGGCCAAGCGCGCGGCCGCCGAGGAGAAAUCAGCGGCGGUGGGCCCCAAAGCGGCCAAGCCCGCUGCCACCCGCAAGCCCCGGGCGCCCGCCAAGCCGAAGGUGGUCCUGCCGGCUCGCCGCAGUGGGCGCCUGGCUGGUGCUGACGCCCCUACCAUGGCUGAGUUGGAUGACGACGGCAAGCCCAUCGGGCAGGCUGAGGAGGAGGGGGCCAACCAGGGCAGCGGCGACGAGAGCGAGGAGGAUGACGGCCUGUUUGAAAUGGUUGACAACAUGGACCUGAGGGCUCGGGCCGGCCGUGGUCCUCUGACGGCGGCGGGGGUGGAGGAGCUGGAGGAGCCGGCGGGGGGCUCGCGCGGCGGCGCCGCACAGCGGCGAGGCAAGAAGCUGAACAAGCGCGGCAUAUGCUGCCACUUCUGCCGCCAGAAGAAGCUGUGCGGCGAGGAGGACUGCCCGCACUGCGUCCACAACAACAACAAGGCGGAGUGCAUUGGCAAAUCCAUGUGCCGCCGGUGCAUGUCGUCCAACGGCAUUUUUUGCCGCGCUUGCCUCGACUGCAGGUACGGUCUGGAGCUGGAGGAGGUGCGAGCCGACCCCAACUGGAUCUGCGCGCAUUGCUACGAGGAGGAGCACGGACCCUGGGAGAAGCACGGCUGGUUCUGCAACAGCUCCUUCUGCGUAUCAAAGAAGGGCAUGAAGCCGACCGGCAUUGCCAUCUAUGAUGCCAGGCGCCUGGGCUACAAGAGCGUGGCGCACUGGCUGCAGGCGCUGGCCAAGGCCCUGACGCCGGCAGAGGUGGCUGCGGUCAAGGGGGCGGGGCGCCAGGGCAGGGAGGUUGGCGAGGAGGCGGAGGCGGGCAGGGUGGAAGCGCAGGCCGUGCCUGGGGCUGACACCGCUGCGGGCUCUGCCACGGCGCCAUCUGCGGAGGAGAUGGGCGAGAAGUGCAGCCGCAAGCGCAAGGCGGCUGCGGAGCCAACGGUGGAGACGGGCGCGGAGGAGGGCGCGGAGGACGGCGCGGAGGAGGGAGCAGGUGAUGCGCACACGCAGCCGGAGCCCAGCAGCAGCCCACGCGGGGCCCAGCUGGAGGGCGGAGUGGAGGCGGGUGUGGAGCUGGAGGCGGAGGAGGAGGAGGCCGAGGGGGGUGCGGGUAUGGGUUCGGGUGGGCAGCAGGCGGCGGAGGCGGACGGCCUGGAUGUGCCGCUGCUGAAGCGGCGCCGCGGGGGCCGCAAGGCGGAGGCGGCAGAGGAAAAGGUAAAGCAGCUGAACGCAGCGGCGGAGGAGGCGGUGGCGACUGGGAAGGCUGAUGAGCCCCUGGCGAGCCGCCGGCGGACCGCAAGGACCACGCGUGUGCGCCCCUGACGGGCUCCUGCUCGCGGGUUGUGCGCAUAGCAUGCUGCGUACCGGUACUGAACGCUGAUGACCUUACUGGGUGCUGACGCGGAUGACCUUACUUACUAUCUGCAUCGAGGGACUGAACAGUGCACUGAUUAGAUUUCGGUUGAAAUACCGGCAUGGACAUGGGGCGAGCACGAAAGCAAUGUGGACGGCUUGUUGCGACAAUACACAGGACUAUGAUAUUGACCUUGCAACGCUUGUGGACUGGCGUAUGAAGCAGACCAUAUUAUGGACCGUGAGUACCAUAUGUUAACAUUGCUGUCUCUGGCCUUGCUGAGUUAGCCAAAAUGCGGUCUGUGGGUGCGGAACAUGUGUGGUGGUGUGAUGCCAAGGGUGGGGGCCGUGUGUCGGGCCCGGGUCACAGGUAGAUCCCCAGCUGUAAAUUUGUACUUAUAACACAACCAUAGACGGUGGCGUGGCAAUGGACGUCCGGAGAAAUGUGACGAGCAUUGCGCGGUGCUACGGGUAGGGGCAACUUGGCGGUGGCUUGCGCGGGUGACCGGGGGUGGGCCCCGCCUGGCCCCACCGCUUCGGCCAGGCCAAAACGCGGGUCGUGUGGUGGGAAGCUGGUUACUUUUGUGUUCAGGUGUUUUGAUAAAGCUUCCCGGUCGGACCCAUGUUCACGGAUGGGUUAAGCAAUCUUACGUAGGUGGGCUUCAAUUUUAAGGGCAGCCUAUGCGCUUGCGAGCUAGGGACCGGCAUCGGGAGUAAUGCCGUGCCCCCUGCCGCGGCACGGCAGGCGGAGUGGUGGGAGGUCGUGUGGUGUGGUGCUGUUAUAUCAUGCAUAGAAUCAUACACCUGCUGGUCCAUUGCAAAGGUAAUGCGCAACUUCGAAAGGCAGGGGGAAAUGGGCAGGAGGCUCAUUGUGCGGGUGAGGCGUCCGCAGUGCCUGAAUCCAGUUUGAAUCCACGAAACCAAAAUGCGGG
Chlamydomonas reinhardtii is the source of this 2554-nucleotide messenger RNA. RefSeq lists its product as uncharacterized. The record is from RefSeq and is a predicted model, not a curated record. The transcript is spliced from 9 exons. Gene Ontology annotation, biological process: regulation of DNA-templated transcription. The coding region runs from base 150 to 1592 and encodes 480 amino acids. Gene Ontology annotation, cellular component: nucleus. Lineage: Eukaryota; Viridiplantae; Chlorophyta; Chlorophyceae; Chlamydomonadales; Chlamydomonadaceae.